AUGUCCUCCAACGUAGGCCUCUCCACCCCGCGCGGCAGCGGCACCUCCGGCUACGUCCAGCGCAACGCUGCGCUCCUGAAACCCCGUUCUACCGGCGUCGGCCAGCCAUAUUCCAAAGACACGGCGCCACGCCAACGGAAGCCAGACGCCAACAUCCUCGCGCACGACCGCCUCAGAGAGAUAGAAGUCCAGGUGUUGGAGUUACGGGAUCGGCUGGAGGAGGAAGCCGAGAAGGCGGAAGAAGAAGGGAAGGAGGGAAUGGAUGAGGAAGCAAUCGACGAGGCGUGCGAGAAGGAACGUGAACGCUUAGUCAAGGAGAUGGAGCAAAGAGGAGGCAGAGGAGGAAGCAGCGGUGGUGGGCGACUGAAGAGCUAUCAAGUGCACGAGCUGGCGGAGGCGAAGGCGCGGGAGAGUGAGAGGCUGCGGAGGGCCUUGGGGCUGCGAGGGGAUGAGGUGGGCGGGAAAGAUGGAGAUGGCGGGGAGCACCCAAUGGCACGGCAGGAGAGGAGGCGGGUUGAGAAGGAGCAGCGGGAGAUGGAAGGCGGUGGGAGCGUCAGGCGAGAUGACAGGUGA
This is a messenger RNA of Cyphellophora attinorum, 573 nucleotides long. RefSeq names its product Pre-mRNA-splicing factor CWC21. The record is from RefSeq and is a predicted model, not a curated record. Lineage: Eukaryota; Fungi; Ascomycota; Eurotiomycetes; Chaetothyriales; Cyphellophoraceae. The transcript has a single exon. The coding region runs from base 1 to 573 and encodes 190 amino acids.